Messenger RNA from Akanthomyces muscarius, 1545 nucleotides. RefSeq lists its product as uncharacterized. NCBI's taxonomy places the organism in Eukaryota, Fungi, Ascomycota, Sordariomycetes, Hypocreales, Cordycipitaceae. The coding region runs from base 1 to 1545 and encodes 514 amino acids. Gene Ontology annotation, cellular component: membrane. The transcript is spliced from 3 exons. The record is from RefSeq and is a predicted model, not a curated record. Gene Ontology annotation, biological process: transmembrane transport. Gene Ontology annotation, molecular function: transmembrane transporter activity.
AUGGAUUCGAGAAUCACCGCUGAAGCGGAUGAGCGCACUGCGCUGCUGGCCGACGACGCCAACAAUCAGCAGCCGGCGAGCCGCGCCGAUGAGCCGCCGACAGAGGCGACCGGGACAGAGGCCGCUUCCACCGACGCCAAGCUCCCGCGCAAAAGCAUCGUCACAUUUGCCAUCUGCACGCUGUCCUACUUUUUCGUCGUCCUGUCGGCCUCCAUCAUGCAGCCCGCCACGAGCGAGGUCGUGGAGGAAAUCAUCUGCCAGCGCCUGUACCCGGACGUGGCCCACGGCCGCGACCCGCGCUGCAAGGACAAUUUCGUGCAGGGCGAGCUCUCCUUCAUCGAAGGCUGGUCGUUCCCCCUGUUUCUGCUGCCCGGCGUCGUCACCGCCGUGCCGUACGGCAUCUUAGCAGACACCUACGGUCGGCGGCUGGGCAUCGGCCUGUGCAUGCUUGGCCUGCUUCUCCAGCAGGGUGCCAUGUUGGUUAUUUAUGCUUUCCCGCAAAUCUUUCCGAUCCGCACCGUGUGGUGGGCAUCCUUGUUGAGCUUCAUCGGAGGCGGAGCGACGGUCCUCAGUGCGCUCAUCUUUGCAGCGGUUAGCAGCGUCGCCCCCGGUGCUAAAAAAACCCUAAUGUUUUCCUACCUCGGCGCUGCCAUAACCGCGGCGGAGCUGAUUGGCAGUCCCCUGGCGUGGCUGAUUAUGCGGCGCGGCGCUUGGCUGGCGAUUUACAUAAGCUUUUUCCUCAUGGUCAUGGGUGCGGUGUGCGCCCUUUUCAUACCCGACAUUCGCGGCGACGCUCGUCCGGCCAGCGCGGCGACGUGGAAGGCCGGCAGCGUCUUCAGGCCCAGUUUCGUGCAGCGUCAGCUGGUGGCGGCCGGGCGCAAGGUGCGACACAUUGUCCGCACGCAGUUCAUCGAACAGAGAACGCUCGGUUUGUUGCUCAUCAGCCUUCUCUUCACCACGCUCGGCAAGGCGUUUACGCUUCUCCUGGCACAGUAUGUCGCACGUCGCUUUGGGUGGACGUGGGGUGAGACCGGCUUGCUCAGCUCGCUCCAGGGCGGCAUCACCAUGGGCACGACCUCUCUCAUCAUCCCGCUCCUGGAUGGCCUGUUGCGUCUGAAGUGGUCCUGGACGCUCUUUGAAAAGGACAUUUUCCUCGCGCAGCUGUCCCUCGCCAUCAUGGUCACUGGCUUUUUCGGCAUCGGCCUCGCCAGCACCUCGGCCGUGAUGCUGGUGUUUGUGAGCUGGACGUCGCUCUCCAAGGGUCAGGAAUUCAUCAUGCGCAGCUUGCUGGCACAGGCGGCAGGUGAAGCCAAUGUCGGUGUCGUUUACACAACGAUCAGCGUGCUGGAGACGGGUGGGAUUGCCGUAGUUGGGCCUCUCCUGGCGGCGGCAUUCCGGCAAGGCUUGGACUGGGGAGGGGCCUGGAUAGGCUUUCCGUUCUUCGUGGCGGGUAUUCUGGUCUUCAUCGGCUCGUGCUUGGUUUGGGUGGCGUCAAGGACGGCAAAGGUAGAUUUAUUCUCUAGCGAGGAGGCUGGGCAGUGUUGA